Drosophila virilis is the source of this 728-nucleotide messenger RNA. RefSeq names its product protein FAM32A. The record is from RefSeq and is a predicted model, not a curated record. Gene Ontology annotation, cellular component: nucleolus. Lineage: Eukaryota; Metazoa; Arthropoda; Insecta; Diptera; Drosophilidae.
ACUGAAACGUUUAUCAGCCCUCGUCAUCAAUGAAAAACAAAUCGCUUGCAUUAUUUUAGCAAACUGAAUAAAAACAAUGUCCGACGCAUAUGCAUAUGCUGCCAAAAGCAAACUUAAGCUUAAAAGCGAUAACGAACUCAAGAAAAAAAAGAAGAAACACAAGAACAAGGACAAGGAGAAGAAGAAGGAUGCACUGCAGAGAGCGUUCGUCGAACAACAAAUGAUUGAAACUGUAAACGGAACUGCCGCAGCCUCGACCAGCGGCUACGAGCGUAAGCUAACCAAAGCGGAGCUGGCCACCAAGAAACAGCAGGAGAAGAUGCGCAACAAACGCAUCAUGGACAAGGCGCAGACGACGCAUAAACAGCGCGUAGAGAAAUUCAAUGAACAUCUGGACACACUCACCGAACACUUCGAUAUACCCAAGGUGUCCUGGACGAAGUAGAAGGCGUCGCAUCUGCUUAAUUGUAAUCUAGCUGUAAAACAUAUAAUCUAUAUAUAUAAAACUAUCCCGUGGCUGAUUCACUAAUUUCUGUUUACCUCUUGUGAUGCAAGUAUUGGGCAACCGCACAGAUUGGGAGCGUUCCUUCAUUGAAGCUGAACGAAAGAAUGCUGCUUGGAAUACUUAUAUCUGUGAAAGAUCUUGGAAAUGACGGUGUCAGCUAUAUUGUACCAUAUAGCUACAUUUUACCAUUUCCGCAAGCAACAUUAAAAUUUAGGUUCAAACA